Molecule: messenger RNA, 228 nt
Organism: Necator americanus (New World hookworm)
Lineage: Eukaryota; Metazoa; Nematoda; Chromadorea; Rhabditida; Ancylostomatidae
Exons: 3
Coding region: 1-228 (75 amino acids)
Source: RefSeq, a predicted model, not a curated record
AUGGUUCCAGUAGUUGAUCCGUCUCGUCACGGAGACAAGCGAAAGCGGCAAGCGAAAAAACGACCGGCAGUCGCAAAGCAGACGUCUCUACAACUCUAUGGAUUAUUCGAACCUCCUUACCGCGAGUACGAGAAUAUAUGGAAUAGAUCCAACGCCUCUGUCAUGCCUCAGCCGAGGGAGGCGGAGGAGGAGAACGACCAGAACGUAACCAUGAGGAUAGAACGGUGA